Molecule: messenger RNA, 2397 nt
Organism: Condylostylus longicornis
Lineage: Eukaryota; Metazoa; Arthropoda; Insecta; Diptera; Dolichopodidae
Product: DNA helicase MCM9-like
Exons: 4
Coding region: 1-2397 (798 amino acids)
Biological process (GO): double-strand break repair via homologous recombination
Cellular component (GO): nucleus; MCM complex
Molecular function (GO): ATP binding; single-stranded DNA binding; single-stranded DNA helicase activity
Source: RefSeq, a predicted model, not a curated record
AUGACUAUCAAUGAGAUUGACGAAGUGUUUUUGUUUUGCGAAAUUAAUAAUUUAUUAAACGAUCAUUCAGAAUCAGUUCAUGCAUCAAUAACAGUGAGUUUAAAUACUUUGAAAAUUCAAAAUGCUAAGCUUUAUCGAGAAGUUAUUAAUGACAUACAUAAAAUAGAACGUGAAUGGGACAUUGCAUUAUUAAAUAUUCAAAAUAAAAUUGCUCAAGAAGAUUGUUUUUUAGAUUCCGAUUAUACAAUUAAAGAAAACUGUCAUGUUCGAUUUACAAAUCUACCGAUUAACGAAGAUAUUUUAUGUGGCAUUUUUCCAGAUAAUGAAUGUAUAGGACUUUUUGUUCAAGUUAAGGGGAAUGUUAUCCAAAUGUCACAAGAAAAAUUAUUAGAAAUUAAACGUGAAAUGGUUUGUUCAAAAUGUAAUUCCACUUUUAUCUUUGAAGCCCAAUAUGGGAAAAUGUAUAAAUUUGAUAUUCCAGAGCGUUGUCUUAAUAUAGGAAAUUGCAAAGGUAUACUUCGACUAAAAAAUAAUUUACCUAAACCUGAAUAUUGCAUGGAUUUUCAACAAAUCAAAAUUCAAGAAUUUGUUUCCACAGAUUGUGGAAAUUAUCCGACAUCUUUAAUUAUAUGCCUUGAAAAUGACUUGGUUAAUUCUUGUAAACCAGGUGAAUGUGUAACAAUUUGUGGGGUAGUAGAAGCACGAUGGCGAAGCUUAAACGUUGGAUCCCGAGGACUACAUGUGUUGUCGUUGCGGGCAAACAGUAUAGUAAAGGAAAAUAAUAAACCCAAUAACAUAUGCAAAGAUUUUGACGAGCAAAUGUUUUGUGCACAAGCUCAAUGGCAAGAAAAUGUUGAUAGCUUAGGUUUAAUUAAAGCUCGCAACUUAUUAGUAGAUUCUAUUUGUCCAGAAAUAAUUGGAAUGAGUUACAUCAAACUGGGGCUUGCUCUGGCCUUAUCGUCUGGAUUUCAUGCUAAAAGAAAGAAAAUAAAUGAAAAGCGAGAUCAGUCUCAUAUUUUAUUAGUUGGAGAUUCAGGGUCAGGAAAAUCCAAAAUGCUAAAUGCAAUUUGCCAAAUUACUCCAGGAGCAAUACAUACAAAUGGUUUAGGUUGUUCUGUAGCAGGCUUGACGGCUGCAGCCUUCAAAGAUGGCAAUGAUUGGAAUUUGCAAGCAGGCGCAUUAGUACUUGCUGAUGGAGGAUUAUGUUGCAUAGAUCAAUUCAAUUUAAUGCAUCAACAUGACAAAGCUGCUGUACACGAAACAAUGGAACAGCAAACGAUUAGUAUCGCCAAAGCUGGUUUGGUUUGCAAAUUACAGACUCAAUGUAUUAUAUUAGCAUCUGCUAACUUUAAAUCAUCAACUAGACAAACAACUGAAAAAUUUUUGCCUUCCAAUUUGGAUAUUGGAGGUCCACUCUUAAGUCGGUUUGAUUUAAUUUUUGCAGUAAAUGACGACCGAGAAAUAGAAAUGGAUUUGCAAAUCACUGAUCACUUACUGAAAUUGACAAAAAAUGCUUGUGAAGCCAGAUACUUGCAAUUGUUAAGCCAACAAAGAUUACAAUCUCAUUUUGCAGCAAUAAGGGAAAUCAAUCCUAAGUUUCAUAAUCUAGCCCACAUUGUGUUAGGUUCUUAUUAUAAAUAUUAUCGAUCUAAUUUUGAGCGUGAUCUAUCUAGAACAACAGUUAGGAUGUUAGACAGUAUUAAUCGUUUGGCUCAAUCGCAUGCUCGUCUAAUGUUUAGAAAUGAAGUACUUGCUUUCGAUGCAAUUAUUGUAAUAGAAUUAUUAGAAGCAACAUGGGGGUUUGGAAAAAUCAUAAAACCACCGCAUUUUACAAAGAAAAGUGAACAAUUAUUAAUAGACGACAGCACAAUAUCAAUAAUUUUGGAUGCUUUAGAUCUAAAAGUUAAUAAUUUUCAGACGAAAACUGACCUGGAAUAUGUAUCGCGCAAUGAUGCUCAACAAAAUAGUCAAAGCAUUUUAAGUGCUGAUGAGGAAUGCAGAGAAUUUCUCGUUGAUGAUAGACGAAAUGUAACAAAAGAAUUUAAUAUAACAAAUCGAGAAUAUUUUCAUCAGCAUAUUGAAAAUACUAAUUUACGAAAAAAUAUCUUUUCUAAAGAAGCAAACGCUUUAGAAGAAACGCAUAAUAUAUUAAUAUCUAAUAAAACUGAAAAUGAACAAUCUCUUUGUAAAUCUCGAAAAUUUUUAAACAAAAAUGGAACAAAGAAACUUCCUUCACAUUUUAUAGAUGAUUAUUUUGACGAUGGAUUUGAAAAUAUUUUGUCCCAAGGUAAAUUUGUUGGCCUUCCACAUAAAAUGGUCGAAGAAUCAAGAACUAGUUUACAUAAAGAAAAUACUAAAAAAGGAUGUCAACUAGCAGCAAACAAAAGUUACAAAUGA